This is a messenger RNA of Eremomyces bilateralis CBS 781.70, 2424 nucleotides long. Its product is annotated as aconitase family protein. NCBI's taxonomy places the organism in Eukaryota, Fungi, Ascomycota, Dothideomycetes, Eremomycetales, Eremomycetaceae. The transcript has 4 exons. Bases 1 to 2424 code for a protein of 807 amino acids. Gene Ontology annotation, molecular function: hydro-lyase activity. The record is from RefSeq and is a predicted model, not a curated record.
AUGUCUGGAUUAGUGAGUGAGAAUCAAGAUGACAGAGGGAGCCUGGUAGAGCUGCUCAAAGUCACUAGAGCAAUCGAUGUCAAGGGAUUCCUAUUGUCAGGAGAUAUUCUCUCACAAAUCGAAAGCCUUUCAGAGCAGUUGAAGUUAGACCGACACGAGCGCGAGGCCGAUGCAUUGCAAGAAGUUCAUCAGCACUGUACGACCAAAACAGACUUUGGAGGACUCGGCCUUGCAACAAAUCACCAGUUUAGUGAUGCCGAUGUUACUGAGGUCCUUUUCUUGGUGUCGGCAUAUCUGGAAGCCCUCAAUUACCAAGACCGAAAUUCAUCUCCAGCACCAGCUCUAAAUCAGCGUCCAGCUGGGCGUCGGGGCAUGACUCUUGCCGAGAAGAUAUUUGCUGCCCAUGAUGUCUCUCGGAGAGGCGAAGUCAAACCAGGCGACGUUAUCCGUCUGGACGUCGAUUGGAUCAUGGCAAGCGAGCUCUCAUGGCAUGCAAUGGAAAAGACAUACGAGUCACUCGGCAAACCGGGAAUAUUUCGCAACGAUAGGCUCUGGAUAGCUGGCGAUCAUGUUGUGGACCCACGCGUGAUGAACCAUCCUCGGGUCAAGCCUCUGGUCGAGUCGAGCGAGAGGGCGAGAAAGGUUUUUAAACUGACAGAGUAUCAAGGAAUGAAUUAUACCAUCAUGCAUACGGAGUUUUGCCGAGAGAGAGCACAGCCGGGAAUGCUGAUCAUAGGAUCCGACUCGCAUACAUGUUCUGCUGGAAGUGUAUCGAGUCUCGCUAUUGGUCUUGGUGUUGCUGAUGUCACUCUCCCACUCGUGACAGGCGAGACGUGGAUCAAGGUUCCGGAAACGGUUGAGAUACGUUUUGUCAAUAAACCACGGCCAGGCCUAGGGGGCAAAGAUAUUAUCUUGUAUAUCCUGAAGGAGCUUAAAAGGAACACUGUCGCAGCGCAAAGAGUAGUCGAGUAUACUGGUCCAGGGUUGAAGCACCUCUCCUGCGAUGCUCGAUUCGCGUUCUGCAAUAUGACAACGGAGUUUGGCGGCAUCACGGGCGUAUGCGUUCCUGAUGAGAUUACCAAAGCAUUCAUCAAUAGAAGGAAGAACCCCAAGCACAAGAAGAACGCUCUGUACUAUCAGCCUGACAAGGACGCACAAUACGCCGAACGCUACACAAUCGAUCUCCAUAAGGUCGAACCAUUUGUCGCGCGUUACCCCAGCCCCGAUGACGUUGUGCCCGUAAAUGAGGUUGCAGGUACGACGUUGGAUGGAUGCUUCAUAGGCGCCUGUACAACUGCGCAUGAAGACUUGGUCCUUGCAGCCCUAGUCCUCGAGGCCGGUUUGAACAGAGGCAUGAGACCGGUGACGAAUGGCAAACGGAAAGUCGUCCCCGGGUCUCGCCCGAUACUCCAUGACUUGAAGGUUCGAGGCUUGGCCGAUGUAUACAAGAGAGCUGGAUUCGACAUAGGGGUUCCGGGUUGCAGUUAUUGCGUGGGAAUGUCUGCAGACAAGGCUGAAGUGGGUGAGGUUUGGCUGAGUAGUCAAAACAGGAAUUUUGAAAAUCGAAUGGGCCCUGGAGCAAUUGGAAGUAUCGCAUCUGCAGUCACUGUUGCUGCAAGUAGCUUCAGCAUGACGAUAACGGACCCAACUUCCCUUCUUGAUGAUAUUGACUUGACCCGCUUGGAGAAGAUCUUGGGUACUAAGGCGGAAGAGAAAUCUCCGCUUCGAUAUGUUGAACCGGCAGCCCAAGAAACGCGGCAAAGACCGAUUACAUAUAGUGCUCCACCACUGGCAAGAGAAGGGACUAUAGACUCACCUGUAUCAUCUCGCACCGAUAGAGCCAUAAUCGGCAAAGUCCAAACAAUUGGCGACUUCAUAGACACCGACGCACUAGCUCCCGCUGAGGCUUUGGUCAGCGCACAGACGGCCGAAGAAUUUGGAGAGUACUGCCUCUAUCACACGCAUCCCGACUUCCGGCGGCGGGUCAAGGAAGAGGGGCUUAACGUGGUCGUCGCUGGCAAGGGUUUUGGGGUCGGAUCGUCACGGGAGAACGCCGUGACAGCAUUGCUCGGAGCCGGCGUACAGUGCGUGAUUGCACGGUCAUUUGCAUUCAUCUAUGCGCGAAACCAGCCGAACUUGGGCUUAUUGGGUAUUGUAAUCGAGGAGGAGGGGUUCUACAGCGUUGCCAAAGAUGGAGCUGAAAUCGAAAUCGAUGUUGCAAGGCGUGUUAUCAAAGUUGGGGGCAGAGAGUUCGGAUUCCAGAUAAGUGAGCUGGAGAUCCGGUUGUGGCAGCAAGGAGGGAUGAGUGCAUCGUUCGCCCGAUGGGGAAGGGUAGUGCUGGAGAAGAUAACGACGGGAAGCCAUGCUUUUGCGGGAGAAGGAACUUUGGAAAGAUCUCAGCAUGGUGAAGAGCUGAAAUGGUAG